Molecule: messenger RNA, 5507 nt
Organism: Oreochromis aureus
Lineage: Eukaryota; Metazoa; Chordata; Actinopteri; Cichliformes; Cichlidae
Product: early nodulin-75-like
Exons: 4
Coding region: 368-1474 (368 amino acids)
Source: RefSeq, a predicted model, not a curated record
CCUCAGCAGCAGCGUGCAAAUAAACGCACACACAUACACACACGCACAUGCACACACAUGCACACACACACGCGCACACACACACACACAUCUCUGCAUCCUGUAUUUUUUUAUGCAUCGGGAACCGGGCGCUUUAUAAGCGGUCGUGGAUUAUGAUGCCAGUUUUUAUAACAGCGGAAUAUUGGCUUCUUCUUCGACUCCAACUGUGAACAGCAGUAAAUCCCGUGCACGCGCGAGUGUGUGUGGUUUUUUUUUAAAAAAUUAUUUUAAUUUUUCAGAAUUAUUUGUAAUUUGGUUUCCACGUUACUUCUGAACGCCGAGAAACCGCCGAGCGAGACGCAAAGCCUACGUUCAAUGCAGUUGGAACAUGUCCUAUGUUCCCUUUCAAGAUGCAAGGUGUGCCGUCCCCCCCUCCUAUCAUUAUCACCAUCAUCGCUCCCACGCCCACUCCUUCCACGCUCCCUCCUACGACUGUCCCGCUCACGAACGUCCCACCUACAACCGUCCCUCCUACAGCCGUCCUUCCCACGACCGCCCUUCCUUCGACCGCCCUUCCUUCGACCGCCCGUCUUUUGACCGCCCGUCCUUCGACCACCCGUCCUUCGACCGCCCGUCCUUCGAUCGUCCUUCCUUUGAUCGUCCUUCCUUCGAUCGCCCAUCCUACAGCCGUCCCUCACACGAACGCCCCAUCUACGACCGCCCGUCACACGAUCGUCCACCCCAGGACCGUUGGAACCCCCGUCUUCGCGUGAGCUCCGGAAAUCAGCUCUACAUGUUGGACCAGGAAGAGGUACACCCUUUGCUGAUGCGCGAGAGGCGCUCAGAGUCUCACAGGAACAAGCUGCUGCGGCGGACAGUCAGCGUUCCUGUUGAGGGAAGGCACCAUCCCGAGAUGGAUCAUCGCGCCCGGCGGAAGAGCAUAGCCACCGGGAAGCAGCCCAGCAUGGAGGUCCCUCCCACUGCCCCCCUUCAACCCUUCCGACAAUCCGUGAGUAACCCCCACUGUUCCCGGCCUCGCUCGCUGCCUCCAUCCCUCUCGCUGUCCCUCCUCCCUCCUCCCGCCCUGGGUCCACCGCACACCUGUGGCCGUCGGGCCAGCGGCACCCCACCUCACCCUUACCCUCUCUCCCUGGCCGUCUCCCCCUCCCUCGCCUUUUGCCAGCAGCAGCCGCAGCAGCAAAAGGGCUUCAAGAAAGGUUCCGGCACGCCCCCCUUGCCCCGCUCGCUGCCCCUCUCCCCCUCCCUGUCCUUCACCCUGCCUCACUCGCCUGCCGCCUCCUCCUCCUCCCCCCCCUUCUUGUACUGGGGCGGAGACUGGAGGGCUGCCGGUUCGAGUCCAGUGGCGGGAGGAGCAUAUAUUGCACCACUGCCCCCUGUUGAGGUAUGUGACACAAACAUGGCUGAAGCAGAGACACUGGCUAUUUUUGCAUGCUACACCGACACUCAUACAGGCGGCUUUUGGCCCGACAGCUAGGAAUGUGCAUGAAAGAAACAUGUUCACACAGUUAGGCUGCUGUUAUUGUUAGUAGGCGCAAGCUUUACACCAGUUUGUUUAAAAGCUUUUAACUCCCAAGUAUUUUGAAAUUGAAGGUAUAUAUUUUGUCUAAUGUUAUAUUUUUAUUCACAUCAUUCCAGACGGGCAUUAUUCUCCAUUCUUAUUGCAAAAAUAUGAAAAUCAAUUGUCUGACUAAUGCGUUAAUGGACCUAUUCAUCAGCAUUAAUGUUUGUCAAAGUUACUUCAUCGUUGUGCAGUAAUAGAGAUUAGCCUAAGUACAGAUCGGAUUUUAAAAGACAUGCACAGCAAUUUGUUAAUUUGUUUGUUUGCAUGAGCAUUAUUAAGAAUAUAAAAUAAUUGAAUUUCAUGAAUAUUUUACAGGGCAUGAGACAAGCCAAGACUCCCCAGCAGGAAAAAAAACUGCUGGAUGAUAAAUGGAUGAAAAUAUACAAAAAAAAGAAGGCAAUACAAAAAAAAAUAAGAAAAAGGAAUCAUGUUUCUAAUAAUCAUUCUAAAUGAGUUAUUUCAUUUUUAGUAUUACAUUUAUGUUUAAUCUGUUUGCGCUUCUGUUAUUUUAUGUGGGCUUUUAAGUUCUUUAUUUAUCUUUAGAAAAACUGAGAAGAAUGCAUUUAAAUUCCAGAUUGCAUUUGACCUACAAAGUUAGUUCACAAAACUAAAACUGUUAUUAACUAGUAAACCUUAAAUGAAUAAAUCCAGAAACUGCAGCAGGCAAAGGCCAAGGAGAUCAAGGAGAAGAGAAUGCUUUUUAAAUACUUUUAAAAACUAGAUUGCAAUUAAAUACACUACUCAGUCUAAAUGUCAUCUGUACCAAGGGUCUGAGACUAUAUCCACUAAUAAGAAGAAAAUGCUGUGGUUUUUAAAAGAGCUGAAAGUUUGCAAAUGUGAUAUAAAGUAAAUGUGACUCGUAGUAAAUAGGCUAAAACGCACCAGAUGCCUGCUAUGAUUCAUUAAAGUCAAAUGAAGAUGAGCAGCAUAAAAAUGUUGUGUCACUAUUAUUUCUGGGAUCAUCGUGACUCUUUUUAAACCAGACACGAUGUCUGUCAGAGAAGAAGCGGGCAGCUGACACACGAAACAUUUUGUGUCUGCGGGCACAAAUAAUCUGUUUUUGUUUCAUUAAUGGCAACAGAAACUCAAUCACAAGGUAUCAAAUGUUAACGCAAAGGGGCUUAGAGGAUUGACUGGUGUCUUAUUAAGUUUGUGCCAGCAGUCUAUGUUACCCAUCUCCUUUUCCAUCAUUUCUGCUGGUGUUUGCACACCGUUACUGUAGCUGGGAACGGCAGGAUGUGUUUUCAUCCCAUCACAGGAAACUAUUUGCUGCCCAUUCACUGCUGCAGUAUGAAAAAUAGCCGCCACUGACUUGGAAAUUGCAGAAGCAAGAUAGUCCAUUACAGGAAAUGUAAAGGCUCAGUUGGGCUUGAUCAGAGUUUUUUUCUAUUUCAUCAUUUUUUCAUAGUGGCUGAGAUGAGUGUUUGUUGUAUCAAUAUUUCAGCCUGUGUGAUGUGAUAAGCAGUCCUGAGGGACAGGAUAAGUGCCAUAGUGUAAACAUAAGAUUCAAACAAAACUUUUCAGCAGUGACAAAAAAGGUCAUUCUGAUUUUUAACUCGCACUUUGUUUAAUGCAAGUCACUUGAAACCUGGAGGAAAAAAAUUCAUUAUUGCAAUUAAAUCUAGCAGAACUGUUACUGCAUCCCCCGAUUUAAAAAUAGGCGCAAAUGCUUAUCAGUACAAAUUUUGCUCAUCAGAACUGCAGCCAAGUAUGUGACAGUCUUUCAUGUAAGCUCUGGUGGUACUGCUUUACAGGAGGCUUUUGAUCCCCGACGUCAGUCUUGAAGGCCAGACCAUUCUCUCUCCUGAACCAUCAAAUCCUGAACCCUUUUAGUGUCACAUUUAAACACACUGGUUAAGCAUACUUAACUCAAACCACAUUUUCUUCCUAAACACUAAUAACCAGCGUCUGAAAGUGAAAGUAAAAAGCAAGUAAAUCGAGUUGCAAAUGGGACACGAGCCACAACCCUCUUCUGGUGUUCCACAACCUCUCCAGCUUUUCGGCUUCCUCUCCAAACUUUGUUCCUCUUUAGAAGAGGAACGUUACCUCUCAGCAUCUACAAUUACCCUGACCAACAUGUCAAGGCACAGAAGCCAAGGGACACCUUGUGUGCAUCUGUGAAGCCAGCAGCAUGUGACAGAAUGGCAGUAUAAGAAUGCUUUCCCACGGCAACGUCUUACCUAAGGCGAAACAUACUUAGCCUGGGGACAAGUGCCUGCUUAACAGAUGAUUCCAGUUUAGUUCAGUCUGUCUUGUUCUCUCUAAAUGCUGCUGUGUUCCAUGACUCCAUGGGUCAUGCUGACUUUGAACUUGCCACAUCUGUUGUAGAGAUGCAGAAAAAUGUGGACUUAUUACAUUUAUUGUUGUACAGGAAACUAACAAAACCGAUAAAUUGGGUAAUUUAAUAUAAUUUAGCAUCAAUCAUCCCCAAGCUGUAACAAGUGUAAAACAGCAUUAACGCUAAAGUAAGCAUCAGAAUAAAUCUCCUACUAAGAGAUCAGUCGCCAUUUUGAGCAUAUUUUUCAACCCAGACAGAAUUUCAUUUCAUGUUUGACAAUUAGUGUUUUAAAAAAUUAAUAACUAAUUACACACAGCUAUUAAACAUGCGCAGCAGCAAAUGAGCCGGAACACUAAAUGACACCAGUAACCUGGAAUGAACCCAAAGCUGAGCCAGUAACAAAGUGCAGAACAGCAAACACGGCCACAGAAGCUAAAGCAGGUGCCUCCUCUUUCGCCCUGUUAGCUCUCUUUAUUGUGGUUUCGGGAUUUUCUCUCACUCUUUGAAUUGAAGACUUUCUACUUUUUGAGACUUAAAGUGUCAGACGGAGCGGCUAAUCAAAUCAGAUUUAGUCAUGCAGACUAUUAGGUUGGAACCAGCAGAUGGAGCCAAGUCUUUAGUCACAUCCUCAAGACAGGCUUCAAAGCCAUAUGACUCAUGCCACAUGACAAGGUGUCAUUUCCCUCCAGUCAUUCUCCCACUGAGUAAUGUCGUUAUGCUGUAGGUAUAUAAAUGAUAGCACUUCAGGAUGCACCUAAAAGCUGAAUGGGCAAAGCGUCUUCAGGGGACAGUGGAAGAAAAAGCAUGUAAUGAUAUUUCAUGCAUAUUUGGGGACAUUUAAAUUUACUAUUAAAGGAAUGAGUGUAACGUUAACAUCUGAGGUCUACAAACACAGGGUGUGAAAUCAGGAAGUCUACAAAUGUUUUAAAAAGUGAUAUAAUCGUCCAAGGUGACUUCAUUCACUAGCUUGUUUUUGCAUUACCAACAGUCUCAGACCUAAAACAGUUUAUUUACAAUAUAUGGUUUAAAAACAGAGAAGACAUAUAUUUCAUUUUCAAAAGGUUUCAAACAGAUUACAAAUUCUAAAAUGAUUUUGCUAUUAGUUCUAUAAUGUCUUCAUUUUCUUUGAGCUUAAGUAAAGUCACAGGUUUUUUUUAGUUUUAUGACCGUCACAUUGACAGGAAACUCCACACUCACACUCCUUGUAGACGAGAUUCUGAUCCUGGGUUUAAUAUGCAGUUUGUUGAUACAAAAUCUGGUGAGUGGUGUUAUGCUGAUGUACAUUAUUCUCCAAAAAUGCAGUACAUGAAGGAAAAAUGGCAGCGCUUCCAGCCAGAAAGACAAAAAAUAAUUGUAAAUGAAAUGUAAAAUAUAGACCAAACACUUAUCAAUGAACAAUUCUUCGUUCCAGUUCUCUGAUAUUUGAUUGAAUCGUGCCAGGAAGCUCAUUUAGGACAAACUGUGAGACUCUCUGCUGUUCUUAUGGACUUAAUGGUUCACCACUGCCCACCACAGGAUCUGUUACAACAUUGCAGUUUUCUGUAGCAAUUUGAUUCCUCGUUGAUAAUAAAUGUACCUUGUGCUCUCCCCAUCAUGCAUCGUGUCUUUCAUUUGUGUUUGUCUCUCGAUUUGAUUUUGCCGUCACACAAAUACAUCUGUUAUAAACCA